UCGUAACACUGCUCCGUGAUUCACUUACACGAUUUACUCGGAAUCGCAUCACAUCUCAUUAUCCUAUAAUUACUUACGUUAAUCGCUUAUCAUUCGCUGUUUACUACUCCGAUACACUCUUAAAAUAAUACCUAGCUUUUUAACAAUAAACAAAAAACUGCUCGCAAAUUCCGUAUCCGGAGUAAAAAGACAGUGUUUAAAAUUAGAUACGUGUGAAGUGUAGAAUGAGUGGCCGAGUAUAAUGCGGUGCGGAGUGAGGGAAACAGUAGCAGAGUGUGCGUCAAGUUGGCGGUGGCGGUGAGUGUGAAGCGCGUCCAGCGUGGCGGAGAGUGCGAGUGGCGGACGCGAAGCGGGCAUGGGUGGGGCGGGAUGGGCGCGCGACGCGCCCGCUCUGCUGAGCACGGCGCUGCUGCUGGGCGGCGGCGGCGCGCUGUCGGACCGGCCGCCGCCGCCGCUCUUCACCAUCGACAGCAUCCUGGCGCCGCGCCCGCCGCCGCCGCUCCCACCGCUGCAGCUGCAUCACCUAGCACACACGCCGUUUCAUAGGGCACAUGAACUCUUUGGUGUUAGCAACGCAGUGACAAAUGCCAGCAACUAUGCAAAUUUGUACGGCGGAUACGCGGCUGCGGCGCUGGCUGGUCUAUCAGGCCCUCCCCCCAAACGCAAGCGCCGACAUCGAACAAUCUUCACUGAGGAACAAUUGGAGCAAUUAGAGAGCACAUUCGAUAAAACACACUAUCCAGAUGUCGUGCUGAGAGAGCAACUGGCGUUGCGAGUCGACCUAAAAGAAGAAAGAGUUGAGGUUUGGUUCAAGAAUCGUAGGGCCAAGUGGCGUAAACAAAAGCGUGAAGAACAAGAGAGGCUUCGCAAAUUACAAGAGGAGCGUGCCUGUGGUCGCGCCCUUGUCCAGCAAAGGUCUCAUAUGGCGUCGCCCGUGCGACCGCCGCCCGCCCCACCUACACCGCGACCAUACACCGAUGAGUCUGAAGACUCUGACCUAGAAGUCGCUUAAGUGAUAUAUGAUACCUAUAUCAUAGCUAAGCAGUGAGAAGACUCGUAAAUUAGACAAAAACAGUUUCAGUUCAAGGGUUGAAAGACUUGUGAGAUAAAGACUACAAAGUUGUGAUGGUGUAAACUGAUCGUUGUCGAGUAUGGUGGAUAUUUUAUUUCUAGAAACAUUUGCAAUUUAUUUGCUUAUCUAUGUAGAAAUUUUGUAUUAUUUAUAUAACUGUUAAUAUUACAUAAACUUGUAGACUAUAGUUAGUUAAUAUAAGCUCUUGUAAUUAUUUUAAUCUAUACUUUUUUAUUUAUAAGUAUAUCCGAGAAGGUAAUAUUAACACGCAAAGUACCUAUAGUCUACGACACACGUGACUUAAAUAUCUCUAUCUUGAGAUAUAAAUUAUACAUACAUCAAUAUAAAACAGGUGUUGAAGAAUGAUCAUUAUUUAUAGCCUUUAUUUAUAUAAGAAUAUGUAGAAAGAAGUGGAUUAAGAUAUUAAUUUACAUAAGUACCAAUGUAAUUAAUUACCUAGAAAUUUAUUUUGACCUACAAUGCGAUUUAAAUAAAAUCUCCAAUGUACAGCUUUAAAUAAACUUUGGAUAAUUAUCUUUUAGUGUAGACAACACAUAAUAUCUACAAUAACUUUACAUGCAUUCUAAUAAAAUACAGUAAAAUUCUGAAUGACUUAUAAUGUUACUGAAUAAAUUGAUAACAGUGCACUAUUCGAAAUGAUAAUAUAACAAAUUAACUUGUUAAAAUUAUUCAACUUCGUCAAAGUAGACAUUGUAGCUAGAUCUUAAUUAAUUAAAUGAAUAACCUUUACUGCUGUAUAAUAAUAAAAUAUGCUUAGAACGUGGACUGCUGACUGGUAAUACGAAUUGGGAGGCUGAGAUUCAUACAUACAUACUUUUUGUCCUUACUGAUGAAGGCAGAUGUCAUGGUCAUUUCAUAUUGUAGCGUUCUUAAAAUUAUAGGAUAUUUUAUUUAUGUGUUCUGACCUGUAUACAUGGGUGAUUAUUAUAAAAAUGAAAAAUAAAUCAAUUUCUUUAAUAAUGAAGUUUAUAAGUGAGUCGAUGAUGUUUCUAGUUUGUCUAAUUUUUACCGGAUUUAUACUUCCUUAUAUUUAUUGUUUCCUUCGCCGAAAUUCGUGUUGCUAGAUAUAUGCAUGUUUCUACCGUUAAAACUACAAUAGUGCUGUUUGAUCUUCGUAAAAUUGCAAUAAUAAUACGAUGGUAUUGUACGUUGUGCGUACAUUCGU
Molecule: messenger RNA, 2258 nt
Organism: Zerene cesonia (dogface butterfly)
Lineage: Eukaryota; Metazoa; Arthropoda; Insecta; Lepidoptera; Pieridae
Product: homeobox protein goosecoid-like
Exons: 3
Coding region: 356-1012 (218 amino acids)
Biological process (GO): regulation of transcription by RNA polymerase II
Molecular function (GO): DNA-binding transcription factor activity, RNA polymerase II-specific; RNA polymerase II transcription regulatory region sequence-specific DNA binding
Source: RefSeq, a predicted model, not a curated record